Messenger RNA from Cutaneotrichosporon oleaginosum, 901 nucleotides. RefSeq lists its product as uncharacterized. The record is from RefSeq and is a predicted model, not a curated record. NCBI's taxonomy places the organism in Eukaryota, Fungi, Basidiomycota, Tremellomycetes, Trichosporonales, Trichosporonaceae.
CACUCCUCCGUGGUCAUCACCGAGUACAAGACCGAGCUCCGCGAUUGCUCAGCGCUCGCUGCUCAUCACAUCUCCUCGCAACGAUGGACGACACCAGCGUCUACUCCGCGCGUCGCCGCCGUCCCUCCGAGACAUAUAAAUAACGAGCAUCUGCUUCUUCUUCUGCACUAACUCUCUGACCACCGAGAACCCCAACUCAGACCAAAACCCCAAACCACACCACCAACCCACACAAUGACGACCAUCCCCAAGUCUGCUGCCGCCUCCGCCGCCGCCGCCGCCCGCCUCGAGCACCAAUGGCUCGCGCCUUCCCGCGGCAUGGCCGCCUUCCACGCGUCGUUCAAACACGCCUUCGAGACCAACUACGCGCUCGCCGACGGUUCCUUCCACAUGCACGGCAUGACGCUCCCGGCGUUCCUGCAGCGCGCGCGCGGCGUCGCCCGCUCCCUCGACGCACACCACCGCAUCGAAGAGGCCCACAUCUUCCCAUACCUGCACAAGCACCCGUCCUUCCGCCCGUCCUCGGACCACGUGCAGAGCCACCGCAUCAUCCACGACGGCCUCGAGCGCUACAACGCGUACCUUGACAAGGCGUCGCGCGACCCCGCUUCGUAUAAUGCACGCGAGUUCCGCGCAGUCAUGGACUCGUUCAGGAAGCCGCUGUACGACCAUCUCGACCAGGAGGUGCGCGACCUCGAGCCCGAGAGCUUGAGGGCGGCGGGCGUUACCCUCGACGAAGUGCGCAUGCUCCCUUUCUAGGCGAUUUGAGUACGAUCCUCGCCGGAAGGAGUUGACCGGCGAGCUCCUCCACGCAUCAUUAUUCGAUUCACGACAUCUGGAGCACUAGUUCCCUGUUCUCAUAGCAUUUGUAGCACAAGUUCAAGGCAUAACUGUUAAUUCG